AUAGACUCGACAAUAAACGACAUUUACUGAAAGAUAAAAUACCAUCACUCGGAAGUUCGAACCUCAUUUCUUUCUUUCGUUGACGUCGAAGAAGAAGGAACUGAAAAAUGGCGGACGCAGCUCCAGCCGGUGGACGUGGUGGAUUCCGUGGUGGUUUUGGUGGUAGUGGGCGCGGUAGUAGCCGAGGAGGUACAAGAGGUCGCGGUAGAGGCCGUGGACGCGGACGUGGCCGUGGAAAGGAAGACCAAAAAGAAUGGGUACCAGUCACUAAGUUAGGACGUUUAGUGAAAGAUGGAAAAAUUCGAUCACUCGAAGAAAUCUACUUGUUUUCAUUACCCAUUAAGGAAUUUGAAAUCAUUGAUCAUUUUAUUGGGCCUGAUCUAAAUGAUGAGGUAUUGAAAAUAAUGCCAGUACAGAAACAAACUCGUGCUGGUCAACGUACUCGAUUCAAGGCUUUUGUUGCUAUUGGAGACAGUAAAGGUCAUAUCGGUUUGGGUGUGAAGUGCAGUAAAGAAGUUGCUACAGCUAUCAGAGGAGCUAUUAUUUUGGCUAAAUUAUCUGUAGUACCUGUCCGUAGAGGUUACUGGGGUAACAAGAUUGGUCAACCUCACACAGUACCUUGCAAGGUAACUGGUAAGUGUGGAUCUGUUACUGUGAGGUUAAUUCCAGCUCCCCGUGGUACUGGAAUCGUAUCUGCUCCUGUACCUAAAAAACUUCUUCAGAUGGCUGGUAUUGAGGAUUGUUAUACUUCAGCUAGAGGUUCAACUGGUACAUUGGGUAAUUUCGCUAAAGCUACUUAUGCAGCCAUAGCUAAAACAUAUGCUUACUUGACACCUGAUUUGUGGAAAGAUAUGCCUUUGGCUAAAACUCCUUAUCAAGAAUUUGCUGACUAUUUGUCAAAGAAUCAUCGCCCGGUUACUGGACCUUCACGUACGGAAAGUGCUUAAGAUUGCAUAAUUGUAAUGUAUGUUUUUAAAUAAAAAUUAAUGAAAUUUA
This is a messenger RNA of Diorhabda carinulata, 996 nucleotides long. RefSeq names its product 40S ribosomal protein S2 (gene RpS2). Gene Ontology annotation, biological process: translation. The transcript has 5 exons. The coding region runs from base 108 to 947 and encodes 279 amino acids. Lineage: Eukaryota; Metazoa; Arthropoda; Insecta; Coleoptera; Chrysomelidae. The record is from RefSeq and is a predicted model, not a curated record. Gene Ontology annotation, molecular function: RNA binding; structural constituent of ribosome. Gene Ontology annotation, cellular component: cytosolic small ribosomal subunit; ribosome.